UCUGUGAUAGAGCACAACAUUGAGAUGAAAGAAAACGUGAACCCGGUUCGUCAAAGACAUUACCCUAUUCCUCAAGCUGAGCUGGACACUGUUAAAGAAGAAGUGAAGGCGAUGAUUGAUCUAGAUGUGAUUGAGGAGUCUAACAGUCCAUGGUCGUCACCAUAUGUAAGAGUACCCAAGCAGGAUGGGACAGUCCGCUUCUGCAUUAACUACAAAAAGGUUAAUAGCCUCAGCAAGUUUGAUGCAUACCCAAUGCCCUUGAUAGAGGAGAUCAUCGGGCGAAUAGGACCCUCUAAAUUCAUAACCAAGCUAGACCUUUGUAAAGGCUACUGGCAAGUACCUUUAGCAGAACACUCCAAAGAAUUUACAGCCUUCUCAACUCCAAUGGGAUUAUUCCAAUUCAAGUAUCUACCCUUUGGUCUACACGGAGCACCAGCAACAUUCCAGCGAAUGAUGGACCGCUUAUUGAGAGGAAAGGAGGAGUAUGCAGCAGCAUACAUGGACGACUUGGUUGUAUUCAGCAGAAGUUUUGAUGAUCAUCUAAUUCAUCUCAAAGACAUCUUGGAAACCCUAAAGAAAGCUAAUCUAACAGCAAAACCAAAGAAAUGUAAAUUUACGCAAACACACAAGUCAAUUACCUUGGAUACCUAGUUGGAAAUGGAGUACUAGAACCACAACAAACCAAAGUGAAAGCUAUACAAGACUGGAAGCAACCCAAAACAAAGAAAGAUGUCAAGUCCUUUCUUGGUCUCACAGGUUACUAUAGAAAGUUUAUAUCGGAUUAUGC
Messenger RNA from Exaiptasia diaphana, 787 nucleotides. RefSeq names its product RNA-directed DNA polymerase homolog. NCBI's taxonomy places the organism in Eukaryota, Metazoa, Cnidaria, Anthozoa, Actiniaria, Aiptasiidae. The transcript has 2 exons. The record is from RefSeq and is a predicted model, not a curated record. The coding region runs from base 25 to 651 and encodes 208 amino acids.